Messenger RNA from Pisolithus orientalis, 2653 nucleotides. RefSeq lists its product as uncharacterized. The record is from RefSeq and is a predicted model, not a curated record. Lineage: Eukaryota; Fungi; Basidiomycota; Agaricomycetes; Boletales; Pisolithaceae. The transcript has 4 exons. The coding region runs from base 219 to 2549 and encodes 776 amino acids.
GGUCGGAGAUGGAAAGCGAAGGGGGAGGGAUUGGAUCGGCGACUGAAAGGGGGACUGGCUCUGGCUGCCAACGUCAGCCCCGAGUGAGACUCACGCGUGAAUCCCAGCGAAACGGAAAAGCUAUAUUCGAGUAGGAUCAUCGACGCGACGCGACUCGACUCGGCAACACAACAAAUCCUAGCCAAUUCAAAGCCAAUUAGUAGAAUAGUUGCGCUGCAAUGGCCCGUGCGACUCGCUCAGCCGCUGCUCACGAAAAGGACAAACAGCCUGAUCCUGCUGCCUCGGCCCCACCCCGUCCAAAGCAAUCCACAAAGAAGCGCAAACGCGUAUCGCUUGCAGACAGCGGCGAUCACCCACCUCUCAAGCAGCACCACCCCGAGAACGGCAUAAAAGAAGAGGCAAUCCCAGACGACGACGAACAACCCCCAAUCCGAGCUUUGCCUGAGCUCGACCUCGCCGCAGACGUCCCAAUCCGCGCCUCCGACGCCCAGCAAAUACUCGACAUCCUCGAGCUUGUCGACACCCAAGGCUUGCUGGAUCGUGUGUUCCCCUUACCGUCCUCUAGCCUCUCCGAGCCAUCUACAUCCAAGUCUCAGUCGGGGACUUACUCUCUGCGCGCACUGCUCAGAGAAUCAUCCCAGCACCCACUUCGUUUACUCCGCGCUGCCGUUAAAAACCUCUUCCCCAUAUCAUAUAACCCCCGCUCGCGGACGUCUUCCCCUGCAACACAGCAACUUCGCUUCUGCAACCUAGCACAGUCUCUCCUUGACCAGGCAUCCUUCCACUCCGUCCCACUACCCCUCGAUAUCGAAACUAUCCUCUCCGAUGUCCCCGAAUCACCUGCAAACGGCGAAUUCGAACCCUCCCAUUGGAAGAAACCGCCUCAUCACCACCAGAAAUGCAGAUACGCGCUGAUGCAGCGCUUCCCAUCUGGAUCAACAUGGUGGACGUCACUUAGCUCCGACCUCGUUCCCUCUGACGAGAAAGCCAUUACCGAUCUUCAGACUGCAAACGCAGAAUUAGUUGCAAUUCUACCCGCGCCAUCCAACGUCGACCCUUUGACUACGCCACCACAAGGAUAUACCGCAGAGGCAAAGCCGUCGCCCACAACGUUAGGUACUUACGGUGCCAAGAAGCCACCAGGACAAAAACAAAAACUUCCUGGGCCACGUCGUGUGAGCUGUGGUUCUUUCUUGGACUACGGCCCUUAUGCUAGCUUUGGCCCAUCCUUCGAACAAGACGGUGUAGAAGUCGGCAGAUGGACUUUGGGCGAAGUCUAUCGUAGCUGGGAGGAGCGCAAGAGGAGAUGGUCGGAGGAGUGCUCGAGCUCGUCAACCGAUAGUAACGAGGACAAUGUAUCUUCGCCGGUAUCGGAUAGUCCGGACGCCGGCACUACGCACACUGUCGACCCCUCCCUAAGUAACGGAGUCCUAGAGGACGAGGACUCAUUCGAGGGUUUAUUCUCCAAGGACCAAAUACGACUCUUGAAAGACGCUCUCGGCAGCCUCGAGGUCGAGGGUGCUGUUCAGGAAUUGUUGGAGCGCAACGCGCGGGCCCUGAAACGGCUCGAAGAGCUCCAGAUCCAACGCUUGACAAAGCCUGGCGGGUUCACUCCAGUCGAGGAAGGUUCAGAGGAGUGGGAAACUGCACAAGGCAUCUUCGAUUCGCUCGCCGUUCUCGCAUCGCUACGGCCGAGGUCAUCGGGCAACGAUACUCCGCCGCUGGUCCCAUCUGCCUCCGUGCUCCGCAAGCUUCACCGAACGUUACCCACAGCCCCGACCCCCGGUUGGAAUGGCACUCUUCCGUCUACCCAAUCUACCGCCCUACGCGACGACUCGACCCUUUAUAUUAAGUCGACCGCAACUUCCGUCCCAUCUAACCCCCCUGCCGCGGCCACUCCUGCGCCGACUACGACGGGUCCCGCAACGACGGCCACCCCGUCGACCCAGCCCUACGCGGCUUACUCGUACAACUACGCCGCACCCUUCCGCCCUGGGUAUCAAUAUAAAGCUCCGCAACCCUACUACCCCAAUGCGUACGCUCCCCAGACAUCGUCAGGGCCGACACAGGCAGGUUCCCAGUAUUACCCAGGUCAGCAUUAUAAUCCGACGGGACAACAACAGUAUGCCUACUCGUGGUACCAGUACACUCCUCAGGCCCAGGCCGCUGCUGCUGCUGGCACAACGACUUCCACUGCUCAAGGUGGCGCGUCCCAACCCACACCAACCCUGCCCACCACAUACGCUAGUUUCUUCAGUGCUAACGCACAGACGCCCGGUCAACGUGCAGUCGCGAACACAGUGUUGGCUGCUGGGACUGCGGCGGGUGCUACUGCGAAGGCCGCAUAUGCGCCAGCAGCGUGGCCCGCAGGAACCCCCGCGCCUGGUACGGGUUAUGUCCCCGCAACGGCAUUGCCGCCUCAUAUGCGGUCUGUAAUGUCAGCCACUACACAGGCUCCUGCUGCUGUGGCUGGGCCAUAUCCCACAGGAUAUGGAUCUGCAGGUUAUUAUGGGGCGUACCAAGCAACACCGUCUCCGACGCAGUCGUGACAAUACCUCUUGUCGUAACUAUUCAGCGCGACUGUGGGGGACUGGGACAGAUUGAAUUGUGAGGAAUGUGAAUAGGCUGUAGAAUGGCACACGUAAAUACAUAC